CCAAAAAAAGAAGAUGUUGACUAGAGACAUGGAUGGAGAACUCAAGAACUUCAUCAAGGUUUGGAUCUCAGCAACAAUCUCCAUAGCUUAUUGUUACUACAUAUCAGCAAGAAUCAAAGCUGGUGUAUUUCGAUUACUCUCUGUUCUUCCUGUUUGUGCUCUGUUUCUUCUACUUCCUCUGUUUUUUUCCUCUGUUCACUUCUCUGAACUUACAGCAUUUUUCCUCACAUGGCUCGCAAAUUUCAAACUCAUCCUCUUCUGCUUCGAUCAAGGCCCCCUCGUCCCACUUCCCUCAAAUCUCUCCCGAUUCAUCUGCUUCACUUGCUUCCCUAUCAAGCCUCAACAAAACCCUAAUUCUCCAACUCAAAUCUCCAAAUGGGUUUUCGCCAUUAAAGUUGUUAUAUUUGGUGUGUUGUUACAAAUGUAUGAAUAUAAACAACAUCUCUCUCCGACUGUGCUACUGGUUCUCUAUUCUCUACAUAUAUACUUGGAGCUUGAGUUUGCCUUAAUGCUCGUCAAAAUUUUGGUCUUUAUCACUCUUGGGUGCGAUCUAGAGCCACAGUCCAACGAACCAUACUUAGCCACCUCUCUUCAAGACUUUUGGGGUCACCGGUGGAACCUCAUGGUCCCCGCGAUCCUCCGGCCGGCCGUUUAUACCCCGGUCCGGCGACUUGCCAAACGGAUAAUGAACUCCGAUCAAGCUUUGUUCUCAGGAGUUUUUGCAGCGUUCCUCGUCUCCGGUGCGGUUCACGAGCUGAUCUUCUUCUAUAUAACACGUGAGAUGCCUACAGGGGAAGUCACUUGGUUCUUUGUGUUACAUGGACUUUGCACUGCCACAGAAGUAGCGGUGAAGAGGACGAGUUUGGUGCAGCGGUGGCCGGGAGUGAGUUCUCCUACGGUGUCACGGCUUCUCACAGUGGGGUUUGUGGUUGUGACGAGUGGUUGGUUGUUUUUCCCUCCUCUUAUAAGGAGUCGCAUGAUCGAGAGACUCGCUAACGAAGCCUUUUUGUCCAUUGAUUUCGUCAAGCACAAGCUUUUUUACUUUUAG
Capsella rubella is the source of this 1048-nucleotide messenger RNA. RefSeq names its product probable long-chain-alcohol O-fatty-acyltransferase 3. Gene Ontology annotation, biological process: lipid metabolic process. The record is from RefSeq and is a predicted model, not a curated record. The transcript has a single exon. Bases 14 to 1048 code for a protein of 344 amino acids. NCBI's taxonomy places the organism in Eukaryota, Viridiplantae, Streptophyta, Magnoliopsida, Brassicales, Brassicaceae.